Solanum dulcamara is the source of this 1274-nucleotide messenger RNA. RefSeq names its product transcription factor MYB46-like. The coding region runs from base 205 to 1209 and encodes 334 amino acids. The record is from RefSeq and is a predicted model, not a curated record. The transcript has 3 exons. NCBI's taxonomy places the organism in Eukaryota, Viridiplantae, Streptophyta, Magnoliopsida, Solanales, Solanaceae.
GCUUGCUUAUUAGUGUAGACAGGACAAGACAUAUAGUAGUAUUUAAUUUAUACAAUGAUUAAAUUGGACAAUCUAGCUAGCCUUGGAAUAUUUUUGGGGAACAAACCGGGGCACAGCCAGCCAGGGCAGGGCCAGCAGUAUAUAGAUAGGUGCAGGUGAUAUGAGAAGGACAAAGUAAAUUAAAAAAGGCAGAGCAGAUUGAGAAUGGGGCAUCACUGCUGUAGCAAACAGAAAGUAAAGAGAGGUCUUUGGUCUCCAGAAGAAGAUGAAAAACUCAUCAGACACAUCACCACGCAUGGCCAUUCGUGCUGGAGUUCUGUCCCUAAAUUAGCUGGACUAGAGAGGUGUGGAAAAAGCUGCAGGCUUCGGUGGAUAAAUUACUUAAGGCCAGAUCUGAAAAGGGGUUGUUUUAGUGAACAAGAAGAAAGGACCAUAAUUGAUGUACACAGAAUCUUGGGAAACAGAUGGGCACAAAUAGCUAAACAUUUACCUGGUAGGACUGAUAAUGAAGUGAAGAAUUUCUGGAAUUCUUACAUUAAAAAAAAGCUUAUCUCUCAAGGCUUCGAUCCAAACACCCACAAUCUACUUUCUACUAGUCAUCAAAACAACAAGAAAAAAGACAACAAUAAUUAUACCACAUCAUCAGUUUUCACUAUUGAAACUAGUUUAUCGUCAUUAUCGACGAAAGAAUUAGUAUCAAUGGACAUGAUCAAAGCAAGUCUUGCAGCCUUGUCACCUUUUCCUUACACUAAUAUGUCCCACCCUCAAACAAGUUUGAGUCGGCUAUAUGGAUCUGUUUCCAAUUUUAAGAAUCGUGUUCCCACCAUGACAAAUAUUGGAAACUCAAACCUUGCCAGUACCAAUAUUGAUUACCAAAAGCAGAGUACUUCAACGGAGACAUUUGGAAUUAUUAAUGAGAAUUGUAUGUGGGCUGUUACUGGAUUUGAAUCUCCAUGUCAUGUAUUUGGGAAUGGACAUGAAGAAAUGCAGCAAGAGGCACAAGUUCAACUCCAGGAAAAAAAUUGUCUUGAGGACGUACUCUACAAGGUUAAUGAUCUUCAUGAGUUCAACAACAAAGGACGAAUCACGGAGAAUGUAACUUAUGAUGACGGCUCUGACUUUGAUUUUGAAUUUGUGAAUUCUGAAUUGGUGUCGUGUGGAAUUUUCACUAACCUAAAUUCUAUUGAUCAACUUGCAUGGGAUUGUUAAUUGGAGUAGUUGUUAACUUAUUUUUUAAGAUUUCAAUAUAAAAAUGCUGCAUGUUAUUUAUUUAA